UUUACCUCAACUUGAUGUAGCAUACUCAGCACUUUUGCUGCGUUAGCAAAAGCGCAUCCCCAUGCCUCCCUCAAUUCCGCGAAAGCGCCUACGGUCAGACUCGCCGAAGCCAAGACCGCCACCGAAGCGCACCGCCGCGCAUCCCCGUCGCACAGCACCCAGCUCCGACACGCCGCCCACGGUGCCGCGCACCCUUUCGCAGAAGAAGAAGCAGCUGGAGCUGUUCAUAGGAGGUGGCGACGACAGCGAGCUUUCCUCGGCCGAAAGCAGCGAAGAUGAGUUCGAAGAAGUCCCGCUCGCCAGCACCAAGGCCCAGAGCGAGACCAGCGAUGGGGACGAGAGCGAGGACGAAGAGUGGGAGGAUGCCCUCGGCGCAAAACACCAUACUAAGCAUGAUGUCGACGCCGAGCGUGAGCCUGUCAUCUCGGGUGACUUGAGUAUGACGAUUGAUGCGCCUCGGGCCGUUGAGCACGCCAGUUACAGCAGCAAGAAGGGGCCAAGCAAGAGGGACAGGCAGGUCCGGACUGCCACGCACUGCAUGCAUGUGCAGUUCCUCAUGUUUCACAACCUAAUACGGAACGCGUGGAUAUGCGACCCAGAGGUGCAGAGGAUCAUGCUUGCGCAUCUGAACGCGGGGUGUUGGAAGGCGGUGAAUCGCUACUGGAGAGAUGCCGGCAUUUCAGACGGACCCGAGCGCGUUGUCAAGGGCGGCUGGACAGACAAGGUUGCGGCUGGCAUCGGGAAGACGGGCGCCUGGAUCCCCAGCGGAACCAAGGGCGUGCAUGUGUAUGAGAGCCCGCAGAAAGGCCCCAAGGGCAAGGCUGGGAAGGCGAAACCUGCAGCAAGAGCUGGCUCGUCGAAGGACAAGGCGAAGAAAGCGGGCAGUGAUCGAAAUGCGCGAGAUUGGGGCGCGACCUCAGAGCGCCUAGAGCCCAACACGCCCAACCUCUCCGCCGGCGACCCGUUGCCGCGAUUGUUGAACUAUCUGGCCAUGUACUGGAAGGGUAAAUACAAAAUUACGGCACCGUCCUUACGGAAGCGCGGCUAUCUCUCUCUCGCCAACCUAAGGAGUGAGACAGAGGCUUGGAAAGACCACAAAGGCGACGCCAAUACCUUUGGAGAGCGGGUGGAAAAUCUGGCCGCAUACAGGGAACUAGCCCGAGGCUGUGAGGGUAGCAGGGACGUCGGGCAACAACUCUUUACGUCGUUGGUUCGCGCUCUUGGAGUAGAAGCUCGGAUGGUAGCGAGCCUGCAACCUGUGGGUUUUCGAUUUAAUAAAGCUGAGGAAGGCAAGCCCAAGGAUCUCAGCAAGCUUGGAAAAGACACGAACAAUGUCGAGACUAAUGACUCCAAACCCACGCCAAAGAAAGCAGGCUCUUUGCGAGCGAACGGUGCCAAGGAUAAUCCGAUCGACCUAUCGGACUCGGAACUCAGCAGUGCAAUAUCUGUAGCAUCCGGUGACGAGGAGGAACCGGGGAGCAAAGAUCCAGAGAACGCGCCUGCCUGGCAGGACCGCUUCUACGGCCGAGUCAUUCCAUAUCCAACAUACUGGACUGAAGCCAUCUCCCAUCUCACCCAUACACCAGUCGCAAUAUCAGUCCUUCCCAAGAUAACGGUAGCCACACCGGCCGAUGGAAAGUACUACCUCUUCGAAUCGACCCCUGCCAACGCAGAACGAGGCCACCAGGUCUUCGCGUAUUUGAUCGCCUUCUCGUCUGACGGCUCCGCAAAGGACGUUACGACUCGUUAUUUACGGAAUCGCCGUUGGCCAGGCGUAACAAAAGGCUUCCGGAUGCCUGUAGAGAAGAUCGCUAUCCACAACAAGAAAGGAAAGGUCAAAAGAUGGGAAGAGUGGAACUGGUUCAAAUCAGUCUUGCGCCCGUACGCCCGCCCACACUCGAAGCGCCAACCCUGGGACGAGGUAGAAGACGAAGGCGACCUCGUUCCUCCAAAACCCGUCAAGCCCAAGACAAUGGACGAGGGCGCAAAAGAAACUCUCCAGGGCUACAAAAAUUCUGCAAAGUAUGUCUUGGAGCGGCACCUGCGCCGCGAAGAAGCUCUCAAACCCGACGCUCCCAUAAUCCGCUACUUCACCACAGGCAAAGGCGAUAACGAGAAGCAAGAGCCGGUAUAUCGCCGUGAGGAUGUGGUGACCUGCAAGUCCGUUGAGUCAUGGCACAAGGAAGGUCGCGAGGUCAAAGUGGGCGAGCAGCCGCUGAAGUUUGUGCCGAUGCGCGCCGUUACUGUGCAGCGGAAACGCGAGAUCGAAGAGCGCGAGCGUACUGAGGGCCAGAAGGUAGAACAGGGUCUGUACUCUGAGGCGCAGACUGACUGGAUCAUUCCUGACCCCAUCGUGGACGGCAAGAUCCCGCGCAAUGCUUUUGGAAACAUCGAUGUGUAUGUCCCGACAAUGGUUCCAAGGGGCGCAAUACAUAUUCCUCUCAAGGGCACCGUACGCAUUUGCAAGAAACUGAAGAUCGACUAUGCGGAAGCGUGCACCGGAUUCGAGUUUGGGAAGCAACGCGCUGUGCCUGUCAUCACGGGUGUGGUUGUCGCUAUUGAGAACGAGGACCUGGUUAUCGAUGCGUGGGAAGCUGCGGAAGCGGACAAGGCAGAGAAAGAAGAAGCCAAGAGGGAAAAGCACGUCCUUGGCCUGUGGAAGAAAUUCGUGAUCGGUUUGAGGAUUGUGGAGCGUGUGAACCGGCAUCACGGUCAAGACGCCGUGGAGGUUUGGCAGCGAGAGAAAGACAAAGAGGCCAAGAAAUCAGCCCAGCCGAAGGAGCAGUCCGAGUGGGAUGCCUUUCACAAUUACGAAGGCGACUUUGAAGGCGGAUUUAUGCGUGAGGAGCCAAAUGCUGCCGGUGGAUUCAUGCCAGCGAACGAUGUUGUGCCUGAGCGAGAGGAGAAUACAGCGGGCGGCUUCAUGGUAUCCGAUGAAGACGAUGCGCAACCACCAAUAUCUUCGUUUCACGUCGAAGGCGAAGAAAUAGGACAGGAUCAUGAAGAGGCGAAUCCGACCGCGGCAGAUACCGCGUACCAGACGCCCAUCUCCAUGCAGUCAUUACACCAAAACCCCGCCCUUGAACAACGAACCGAAGUCCUUGACGGUGAGCUCUCAGACUCAGAAGGCGAACCGCUGAUACCUGCUUCAAGUAAUCGCACACGCGGUACAUUACCAUCUCGAGGCCGUGGUCGCGGUCGCGGUCGAGGUGCGAAACGCGCUUCCACCUCCACUCGCAAUUCAAUCAUCCGCAAACCCAGUGUCGAGUUGGAAGAUAAUUCUAGCCUAUCCGAACCUCUAACGGACGAUCCUGCAUCUGUUGCGGACCAUUCUCCGAAUGCUGAGCCCUCAGACCCCGAACCCUUAGGCAACGAGCCCGAAGCUAUCAGCCCAGCUCCAAAGAGCACGCGUGGAAAGCGUAAGGCUUCUGCCGCUUCGCCUGUAGAGGGCAGAUCGGUGCCCAAACGCAAGGCGGCAAGGAAGAGUACUGCGCAGGUCAAGAGUCACUUCUUCGCGGGGAGUGAUGAGGAGACGGAUGCAACGGACAUCACAGACAGGAGUCCUCAGAAGGCGGCGACAAGAGGGCGGGCCAGAGGAAGAGGCAGGCGGAAGGCUUGAAAUACUCAUGUAUAGCUCAAUUGACACAUGAUAUUCGAGCAUGCCACCCCACCGCUCACGACUACCCCCGUUCUAGACAAUCUCAUCCGAACCACCCUACCCCUCCUCCCCCCUCACCUCCCUCCACCAUCGACUCGCCCG
Molecule: messenger RNA, 3760 nt
Organism: Paraphaeosphaeria sporulosa
Lineage: Eukaryota; Fungi; Ascomycota; Dothideomycetes; Pleosporales; Didymosphaeriaceae
Product: Rad4-domain-containing protein
Exons: 1
Coding region: 62-3619 (1185 amino acids)
Biological process (GO): mismatch repair; nucleotide-excision repair
Cellular component (GO): XPC complex; nucleotide-excision repair factor 2 complex; nucleus
Molecular function (GO): single-stranded DNA binding; damaged DNA binding
Source: RefSeq, a predicted model, not a curated record